AUGGGCGUGUACAUCACAUCGCUUCUACUCCCACGGACCAGUGCAAGUCCGGAACACCCGUUAGGAAUGACCAUACCGGCUGAGGGGGUUAGUGUAGCCGCGGCGAUUGUGCUGGAAAUGAUGGCCACUUUUAUGCUGGAAUUGACUAUACUGGUCUCAGCGGAUGCAAAAGUGCCGGAUGUGGAGAUGGGUGAGAGAACGACCAUAUUUGUUGGCUGUUCUUUUGCUGUCAUGACUGCCAGUGUGGGUCCCCUGACCGGAUGCAGUCUCAAUCCGGCUCGAAGCCUGGCACCGGCACUGUUGGCAAAGUCCUUUAAUAACCAAUGGAUUUAUGUAGUCGGUCCCGUUGCCGGUGGAAUCUUGGCAGCACUCGUUCAUCAAGCCAUCAUACAUCCGAUAAAUCCGUGUUCACGAGCGCAAAAUCUUUGCCCGUCAGAACGAGAAUAA
Echinostoma caproni is the source of this 447-nucleotide messenger RNA. Lineage: Eukaryota; Metazoa; Platyhelminthes; Trematoda; Plagiorchiida; Echinostomatidae. The record is from the annotation of a GenBank genome assembly.